AUGAAUGAACGAAUUAUAUUUUUGUCACUUACGAAGGGUUUCUCGAUUUCUAUAUGUUCGUUGAUCCUAGUUUUUGCACUAUUGUUGACAAAUGAAUUUAAGGUCGGUGUUGCCAAUAAAACAUUCAGUGUUUCGGACUAUGAAGUGGUUGGCAAUGGGCUCACCGAUGAUUCUUCGGCAUUUACAAAGGCGUGGAAGGAUGCAUGCAGCUCAACGGCGGGGGCAUCGACCAUCAGCGUUCCGCAAGGAAAGAAGUACCAUUUAAAUCCUAUCAAUUUUGUGGGCCCUUGCAAGUCUUAUAUCAAUCUCGCGGCAUUUACAAAGGCGUGGAAUGAUGCAUGCAACGCAGAAGAAGGGACGUCGACCAUCGACGUUCCACAAGGAAAGACCUACCUUUUGAACAUUAUGGAAUUUGCGGGCCCUUGCAAGUUGAAUAUCAAUUUCACAGUAUUAGGAGAGAUCAUAGCACCAAAAGAUCCAAGUGCUUGGAAGGAGAAGGAUCAAUGGUUGAUUUUCGACAGUAUAAAUGGGCUCACCAUAAGUGGGCCGGGCUCAUUUGAUGGAAAUGGCAAGCCCUGGUGGGGCCUCUCCUGCAAAUUGAACCCCACGACCGGAUGCAAUACGUACGCGCCGACUACGCUCCGUAUCGAAAAGUGCAAUGGAGUGUAUUUGCAAGAUCUGCACUUCAAGAACAGUCCUCAGAUGCAUUUAAUUGUUUAUGGAAGCAGCGACGUUUACAUGAAGUCCUUGAACAUUUCCGCACCCGAGGAGAGCCCCAACACCGACGGAAUCCACAUUGGAUCUUCUCAUGGUGUCUCUGUUCGUUCUUCAAUUAUAGGCACCGGCGACGAUUGCAUCUCGAUCAGCGACCAGACCUCGAAUAUCAGUGUUUCUGACAUCCGGUGUGGACCUGGUCAUGGAAUAAGCAUUGGAAGCUUGGGAAAGGAUGGAGAGGAAGCAAGUGUCAGCAACAUCGACGUGAAGAACGUCGACUUUUACGGGUCAACUAAUGGAGCUAGAAUUAAAACUUGGCAGGAGGGAAGAGACCGAGUUAGCCAAGUUUUUUUCUCGAAUCUCAGGUUCACCGCGGUGAAAAACCCCAUCAUCAUUGACCAGUACUACUGCGAUGCUCGGGAUGCUUGUCCCAAAACGGAAACGGGAGUACAGAUAAGCGACGUGCAUUACCAAAUGGCAUCCGGGACGUCCAGCACGAAAGUGGCCAUCAACCUAAAUUGCAGCAACAACGUCCCAUGCACCAACAUCAACUUGGACACCAUCAAACUGGAAUCUGCGAACGAAGGAGAGGAACCCAUUUCUAGCUGCAACAAUGCCUUUGGAACUACAGUAGGAAUCGUCGAGCCCAAGUCCUGCCUUCAAUGAUUAUGAAAAAGAAAGCUGCCGGUGGUUGAGAACCCAGUAGUAGAUCGAGCAUAUCUAAAAUGUGUACAAAUCAAAGUGAAAAGAGUUUGAAGCUUUAUUUCCUGCAUUUGAAGAUUUGUGAAUGGUUUAAUAAGAAGUUAAAAUUGUUGCUUUCCCUUGUUUA
This is a messenger RNA of Syzygium oleosum, 1543 nucleotides long. Its product is annotated as polygalacturonase ADPG1-like. The record is from RefSeq and is a predicted model, not a curated record. Lineage: Eukaryota; Viridiplantae; Streptophyta; Magnoliopsida; Myrtales; Myrtaceae. Bases 1 to 1380 code for a protein of 459 amino acids. Gene Ontology annotation, biological process: carbohydrate metabolic process. The transcript is spliced from 11 exons. Gene Ontology annotation, molecular function: polygalacturonase activity.